CGUCGAGAUGCCACUGAUGCCGUUUUGUCGUCAGCUCGUACCUCGUGUCAUUUGGGAGCUCAUUAGCGUGGGAGUCUUGAUCCUCCAUUAUUAGGUGGAUAUAUAAGGUAACGUUGGCCAUCAUGUUGUCUCUCUACCGGCCUCUCCCUCUCCCUCUGCUCGACGCAAAGCAGGGUUCAUUACCACCAGGUUCAGCGCAAUAUUCCCCUCGUUUCCUUUUGAGUUGGCUCAUAUCACAUCACACAACACCAUACUGUCAAUCAUGACGCGAGACGCCGAGAAGGCUGCCGGGGAUGAACCGGAUCCCAAUCCUCUGGGACUUGACGAAGCGGAAAUCAAGCUCCUCGACAGCCAGGUAGAAAUCCUUCCGAGCAAGGCCGGAUAUAUGGCCAUCUACCGCUAUGCCAAUCGGUUCGAUCUUCUUGUCAUGGCGGCAUGUGCUUUGGUGGCCAUUGUGGCGGGCUCGACCAUGCCCCUGAUGACGGUCGUGUUCGGCUCCCUAACUGGAAAGUUUACCGAUUUCACGACGAAUCCUGCAGGAGCAGAAGUGUUUGUGAAUCAUGUCCACCGUCUGGUCCUGUAUUUCGUCUACCUUGGUCCGACUUUCCUGCAAACCGCCUUUUCUCAUUCGGCCGUUUGCUUUCUCGCUAACCUCUGCGUAGGAAUUGCCUCGUUCCUUGCUAUUAGCCUGCACGUCCUUGGCUUCACUUGGACUGCGCAGCGUAUCUCAAAGCGCAUGCGAGUUGCCUAUCUAGAGGCCGUCUUGCGCCAGGAUGUCGCCUUCUUCGACAACCUUGGCGCCGGCGAGAUCGCCACACGCAUCACGGCUAACAUGAACGUCGUCCAAGAUGGCAUCUCCCAGAAGGUUGGCCUGACAAUUUCGGGCGUGGGUUCUCUCUUCGCCGCCGAGAUCAUUGCCUUCAUCACCUCUUGGCGGCUGGCCCUCGUCAUGUUGUGUCUACCUGUGCUGAUCACGGCAUGGAUGGGCGUUAUUGGGGGCCGGAUGAAGCUAGCCCAGACCGGCUCCAUCAACGCGUACGCUUCGAGUUCUAUCCUAGUCGACGAAGUCAUAUCGUCAAUUCGCAGUGUCAUCGCGUACGGUUCCCAGCACCGGUUCGCAAAAAGGUACGACGCGUCACUCGUCAAGCCAAUGAAGCUGGACUUCGUCGCCAAGGCCCUCAUGGGCACCCUCAUCGGUGGCAUGAUGUGGUUCAUGCUCGGCGCGUUUGCCCUCUCCUGCUGGGCUGGGUCACGCUUCAUGGCAAACGGUGACGCGACCGUGUCCCAGGUCGUCACAGUGCUCCUUGCAUCGGCGAUUGCUGGGGUAGCCUUCGGCACGGUCGCGCCGCACUUGCAGGCUUUUGGUGCCGCUGGCGCUGCGGCCAACCAGAUUUUUGCUGUCCUCGACCGAAAACCGACGACUCCGUUGGGUUGUGGGAAACGUCUGGAUAAGGUGGAUGGCCACGUCAGGUUCGACAAGGUCAAGCUUGUCUAUCCAUCCCGGCGACACCAGCUUGUGUUCGAGGAGUUCAGCUUGGAUAUACCGGCUGGGAAGACUACCGCCAUCGUAGGGCCGUCGGGCUCGGGAAAGUCGAGUCUUUUCUCGUUGCUGGAACGAUUCUACUCCCCACUUCGCGGACAGAUAUUGCUCGACGGACACAACAUCCAAGACUUGAAUCUUCAGUGGCUUCGAUCUCAGGUCAAGGUCGUUUCUCAAGAGAGCUUCUUGUUCAACACCACCGUGUUCGAGAACAUCGCUUAUGGGCUGAUCGAAUCUGACCACGGAUCGGCCGAUGAUACCACGAAAACCAAGCUCGUGGAAGAAGCAGCGAGGAUCGCGAACGCACAUGCCUUUAUAUCAGAGCUUCCGAAUGGGUAUCAAACCUCUGUUGGAGAGGGUGGCAGCCUCCUGAGCGGCGGCCAGCGGCAAAGGAUCGCAAUUGCUCGUGCAGUCGUGUCAAACCCAAAGAUCCUCCUCCUAGACGAACCCACUGCAUCGUUGGACACCAAAUCAGAAAGCGCAAUACAGGCGGGUCUAGAAGCCGCAUCAGCUGGAAGGACCACCAUCGUGAUCGCACAUCGUCUCUCCACCGUCAGGGAUGCCGACAAGAUUGUCGUCGUCGAGCACGGCAGGAUUAAAGAGCAGGGCACCCACGAUGACCUUCUCGCGAGGGGGGGCGCCUACGCAUCCCUUGUCGCCGACCAGACGCUCCAUUCCGGUGCUGGCGGAGACGUCGCUGAAAAGACACACGAUCCAGAUUCAGGAAGCGAGACAGGCGAUGCCACUGCCCCAAAGGAGUUCAAUACCAAGGAAACCGCCACGGAGGCGUCACAAAAGCCCACCCGCACAUCCCGCUACGAGCUCUUCAAGUUCCUCUGGAAGCUCAACAAGCCAGAGCAGGCCUACCUAAUAGCCGGCUUCAUCGGCAGCAUGUUCAGCGGCCUCGCCUACCCCAUGACAGCAAUCCUCUUCAGCAACCUCGUCCUCGCCCUGACCGACCCAACCCUGACCCUCGGCAACCACACCGUCCCCUUCUGGUCCGGCAUGCAAUUCCUCCUCGCCUGCACCAUCUUCGCCACCAGCCUAGCCCAGCACAUCCCCCUCGCCCACGCCUCCUCCCGCCUCGUCUCCCGCGCCCGCACCACCGCCUUCGCCGCCCUCCUCCGCCAGGACGCCGCCUUCUUCGCCGACCCGGCCAACGCCCCCGCCUCCCUCGCCGCCCUGCUCUCCCACCACGCAGACCGCCUCAACGGCCUGAGCGGCGCCGUCCUGGCCGCCGCCCUCGCCGCCGCCUCCGCCGUCGUCGCCGGCCUCGCCGUAGCCGUCGCGUCCGGCUGGCGCCUCGGCCUCGUCGCCGCCUCCACCAUGCCCCUCGUCGUCGUCACGGGCUACGCCCGCAUGCGCGUCCUGUCCGACCUCGAGCGCCGCAACCUGGGCGCCGGCGGCGGCGCCGCGGGCGUCGUCUCCGAGGCCGUGCGAGGGAUCCGCGCCGUCGCGGCGCUGGGCAUCGCCGACGCCGUGGUGGGCAGGUAUGCCGGCCGGUUGCGCGACGAGACCCGCUCGGGGCUGGUGCCCGCCGCCGGGCUGGCUGCGCUGUAUGGGUUUAGUCAGUCCGUGGGGCUGUUCUGCUCGGCGCUGGUGUUCUGGUAUGGCGGGGUGAGGUUGAUGCCCGGUGGGGAGUACACGGUGCGGGAGUUCCUGGUGUGCUUUGUCGCUACUACGUAUAGCGCCCAGGCCGCCGGGAGCAUCUUCUCGUUCGCGCCUGACUUGGCUGGUGCGCAGGAGGCGGCGAGUCGGCUGAAGGCGUUGGUUGAGACGGUUCCUGGGAUUGAUGCCGAGGCGGAGGUGGGUGAGGCGGCGGGGGGGAUUAAGGGGAAUGUGGGGUUGCGGGACGUGGACUUUGCGUAUCCGUCGAGGGCGGAUCGGGGCGGGCAGCUGGUGCUCAAGAAGGCGACACUCAAGGCCGACGUGGGCAGGUUUGUAGCCAUCGUCGGCGCGAGCGGCAGCGGCAAGAGUACCGUCUUAGGGAUGCUGGAGCGGUUCUACGAUCCACUUUCCGGACAGGUCUUAGCCGAUGGAUUGGAUAUACGCCGCUAUCGUCUCCAGCAGUACCGCAAGCAGAUUGCGCUGGUCGAGCAGGAUGCCGUCCUCUUCGGCGGGACCAUCCGGGACAACAUCAUCAGUGACGAGGAUGCGGAGCUGCCGGCCAUCGAGCAGGCAUGCCGGGAGGCAAAUAUAUGGGAGUUUGUGCAAUCUCUGCCCGACGGGCUCAACACACUGGUGGGAUCUCGAGGCAGCCAGGUUUCCGGAGGCCAGAGGCAGCGACUGGCCAUUGCCCGAGCCCUGCUGCGUAAUCCAAAUAUUCUCCUGCUCGACGAAGCGACCUCCUCGCUCGACUCCAAGUCAGAGGCCGUGGUGCAGCAAGCACUCAACGCGGCGUCCGUGGGGCGAACCACGAUAGCCAUCGCCCACCGGCUGAGCACCAUCGCCGACGCGGACUGCAUCUACGUCUUCGAGGAUGGCGCGGUUGUCGAGGAGGGGAACCACCAGGAGUUGAUGGCCAUGAAGGGGAAGUACUGGGAAUACGUGGGGAUGCAAAGCCUUGCGAGAUAAAUGCUGUCUGCGAGUAGAUCGGAACCUCUUCGGGGUGGAGGAAAAGGGGGAAAUAGCUAAUCGCGGACUCUUUGGACACUUGGGUGUAAGUAUAAAUGUGGAUAGUUUCUAACUCUACUCUACCUGCUCGUAAUGAGGCGUCAAUGAGACGCAAUUGGCAG
Phialemonium atrogriseum is the source of this 4275-nucleotide messenger RNA. RefSeq names its product multidrug resistance protein 1, 2, 3. The transcript is spliced from 5 exons. Gene Ontology annotation, cellular component: membrane. Gene Ontology annotation, molecular function: ATP binding; ATP hydrolysis activity; ABC-type transporter activity. The record is from RefSeq and is a predicted model, not a curated record. Lineage: Eukaryota; Fungi; Ascomycota; Sordariomycetes; Cephalothecales; Cephalothecaceae. Gene Ontology annotation, biological process: transmembrane transport. Bases 263 to 4114 code for a protein of 1283 amino acids.